CUUUGAGUACCUGAGUGAUACAGAAUCAAAAUGAAGAACACUAUUCUUGCUUUGCUAUUCAUCGCUUGUGUGGUGUCUAUGACAUCGGCUCGGAUUCCUCCUUCUGGAAAAUGCUACUACUGGAAAAGAUGUAGCAUCUGGAGGCCAUGCGGCUGGGGAAAAUAUUGCGACUUCAGAUAUGGCCAUCAUGGAUACUGCUGUAGUCAAUAUCAUGGCGGACACGGCCAUCACUACGGUUACUAUGGUGGCAAUGGAGGCUAUAGUUUUUAAGGCUAUGGUCAUGAUGUUGAUCAUUAUUAAUAAAAUGGUUAUUUUGGCAAAUAUUUUGGUAUCCAAACAAAAUUUCAAUGAAAACAACAAUUGGUUUUGGAUGAUCUUCUCUACUAUUUAAAGAGGUUUCAUUGUAAAGCACAUUAUUUCAUUAAUAAACAA
This is a messenger RNA of Magallana angulata, 432 nucleotides long. RefSeq lists its product as uncharacterized. The coding region runs from base 31 to 270 and encodes 79 amino acids. Lineage: Eukaryota; Metazoa; Mollusca; Bivalvia; Ostreida; Ostreidae. The transcript has 3 exons. The record is from RefSeq and is a predicted model, not a curated record.